UUUGAAGAGUUUGUACUGAGAGUGAGCCUGGAGCAUUGUUCUUCCUUCACAACUCCCUUCCCCACCAGCUAAAAUAAUCUCCUCUCCCACCUAAUCUUCUGAAAUCUUCUAGAGGAGACACACCUACCUCAAGAACUAAAAGGAUCCUAUCCUCACUUUAUCACUCAGCCUUUCUAUCAGAGGGAACCUGUUCCCAACCAAUCAGUUCACAGACCUUGGUCUAGGGUGAGUCGUGAUGUUUGCCCUCCAACAAUCACUGUACCAGAACUCCAUGAAUUCCAAAGCAACAGGAGGCUCAGCAGCCUUUGAUAUCUCCCAGCCUCCUGCCUUAUUGUGACAUUCCUUCUGGAUCCUUUAUUUUCACCCUUCUGAAGUGUAUGGUGAAAGGGCUGCAUCAGGAACAUUGCCGAGGGAGUGGCUUGCAAACAAGAGAGGGCCAUGGCCUUGAGCUCUGUCAUCUUUCACCUCUCCUACAAAUUCAGGCUGCUGCUGCUUUUCAGCUUGUGCAUGAUGGUGGUGGCAUGGGCCACCUCCAGUUACCUUGUGGACACUAUGCUGGAGACUCCCAAAGCAAAGAGCUUGGUGGAGAAUUUCAGGAAGGCAACCACGCUGGAGAAGGAAAAUCAGAAAAAGAAGGCCAUGACAACUGUGGAAGUUCACACAGUGAAGUUCACCAUGAGUCACUGCCCUGCUCUCUCUCCCUACCUGCAGGGCCCCAGCAAGCUCAAGUUCAAAGCAUCUCUCACAUUGGAAGAGGUACAGAAGGAGAACCCUCAGGUUGCAAAAGGCCGGCAUCGCCCUGCUGAGUGCUCAGCACUGCAACGAGUGGCCAUCCUGAUCCCACACCGCAAUCGAGAGAAGCACCUGUUAUACCUGCUGGAGCACCUCCACCCAUUCCUACAGAGACAGCAACUGGACUAUGGUAUCUAUGUCAUCCACCAGGCUGGCAAUACCAAGUUUAACCGAGCUAAACUGCUGAAUGUAGGAUACCUGGAGGCCAUGAAGGAGGAAAACUGGGACUGUUUCAUUUUCCAUGAUGUGGACCUGGUGCCAGAGAAUGACUUAAACAUGUACACCUGUGACAACCAACCAAAGCACCUUGUAGUUGGCAGGAACAACACUGGGUACAGGUUGCGUUACCAGGGAUAUUUUGGGGGAGUAACUGCUCUAACAAGGGAUCAGUUUUCCAAGGUGAAUGGAUUCUCUAACAAUUACUGGGGCUGGGGUGGAGAAGAUGACGACCUCCGAAUCAGGGUUGAGAUGCAGAAGAUGAGGGUGAUGCGGCCAUCCCCUGAUGUAGGAAAGUAUACGAUGAUCUUCCACACAAGGGACAGAGGCAACGAGGCGAAUGGAGAAAGGAUGAAACUCUUGCGGCAGGUGUCCCGAGUGUGGAAAACAGAUGGGCUGAACUCCUGUUCCUAUAAAUUGCUCUCGGUGGAGCACAACCCUUUGUACAUUAACGUCACAGUGGAUUUCAGCAUGCCACCCAAGAUCUCGUAACAGUAUUUCCUGUAGUUUCUAGGAGACAGAAAUAGAUCUUCCGCUUGAGGUAGCUGCUGCAGUGACUGGAAAGGCAGUGUUCUGCUGGAAGGGGUUCCCCAGCAGCACACAGACAGUGCAGAGGAAAUAGCUUCUUUCAUCUUUUCUAAUUGUUUCUUUACAAAUUUUGUUUUGUAGCAGUGCUGUGUGUUAAGCAGGGGACCUGGACUGACUGAGUGGCUAUGUCGCUGUGCCUGUUUGUUUUCACUGGGAUAUUUAGAAAGUCUAUUUGUUUGGACUGUUGGCUUUUUAUUGGCCUUGUUGGGAACAUGAACUACACCCACUGAAAGGCUUCAGCUCCAGUAGCUGUUUUCAAACCUUCUGCAAUUAGAGAGCAGGACACAGGAGCCAACACUGCCGUGUUUUCAAAAAGAGCGCGACAGUGUUAUCAUACAAAGCGCAAGAAUAUUUCAUACCCUAAAGUCUUGUUUAGAAAGGCUGAUUUGAUCUCAGCCUGGGUGAGCGAGGAAAGGGAGAGGGAAGUAAUCUGCAGCCACAUUGAAGAGUUUAAAAACUCUCAAUAAAAUACAACCCAUUUCACUCCAAAGGAUUCCCUUGUCCUUCAUCAGUUCAAUUCAGUACCUAGUGGGAGUACUCAAGAGUUCUGUGGAUAUACGAAAGGCUCACUUAUUUCUGCAGCAAGACUGUAAUACAGACACUAGUAUGGUUAUCACCUUUCUACUGUGCCAGUCUGGGCUGGGCAUUGAGGGAAUACACACAAAUAAGUCAUGUGUAAAAUGGAUUGAGACUACCCCCCGUUUCUUGCUUCCGAGACACUGUUAGCCUGGUGCUCAGUGUGGCAUAAAUACCCCGCAAGGUAAUGACUUGACUUUUUGUAGUUCUUGCUUUAAAAAAGAAAAAAAGAGGUUGAUUUGUGGAUAAACUGGUUAGCAGUUGCGGUAAAUUGCAAGUUUUCCCACUGCAAAUGCAUGGGAGGGUUAUAAGCCCCUUUUCUACAGCAGCAGACAACACUGUGUUGGUGCUUGAUGGGUAGAUGUUGGUUGCAAUCAAAUGUAAGAUCAUAGUCUUCUCAAGAAGAAAAAGCUUUGAUUCUGA
Gopherus flavomarginatus (Mexican gopher tortoise) is the source of this 2595-nucleotide messenger RNA. It is a transcript of the gene B4GALT4, whose product is annotated as beta-1,4-galactosyltransferase 4. Gene Ontology annotation, biological process: carbohydrate metabolic process. The record is from RefSeq and is a predicted model, not a curated record. NCBI's taxonomy places the organism in Eukaryota, Metazoa, Chordata, Testudines, Testudinidae. Gene Ontology annotation, molecular function: glycosyltransferase activity. The transcript is spliced from 7 exons. The coding region runs from base 439 to 1500 and encodes 353 amino acids.